GCCCCAGACUGGGCCCCACUGGUCCCCCUACAGCUCAUCUCUGCACUGAAGCCCCAGACUGGGCCCCACUGGUCCCCCUACAGCUCAUCUCUGCCCUGAAGCUCCAGACUGGGCUCCACUGGUCCCCCUACAGCUCAUCUCUGCACUGAAGCUCUAGACUGGGACUCAGCUGGUCCCCCUACAGCUCAUCUCUGCCCUGAAGCUCCAGACUGGGACCCAGCUGGUCCCCCUACAGCUCAUCUCUGCCCUGAAGCCCCAGACUGGGCCCCACUGGUCCCCCUACAGCUCAUCUCUGCACUGAAUCCCCAGACUGGGCCCCACUGGUCCCCCUACAGCUCAUCUCUGCCCUGAAGCCCCAGACUGGGCUCCACUGGUCCCCCUACAGCUCAUCUCUGCACUGAAGCUCCAGACUGGGACUCAGCUGGUCCCCCUACAGCUCAUCUCUGCCCUGAAGCACCAGACUGGGACCCAGCUGGUCCCCCUACAGCUCAUCUCUGCCCUGAAGCUCCAGACUGGGCCCCACUGGUCCCCCUACAGCUCAUCUCUGUCCUGAAGCCCAAGACUGGGCCCCACUGGUCCCCCUACAGCUCAUCUCUGCCCUGAAGCCCCAGACUGGGACCCAGCUGGUCCCCCUACAGCUCAUCUCUGCCCUGAAGCUCCAGACUGGGCCCCACUGGUCCCCCUACAGCUCAUCUCUGUCCUGAAGCCCAAGACUGGGCCCCACUGGUCCCCCUACAGCUCAUCUCUGCCCUGAAGCCCCAGACUGGGACCCAGCUGGUCCCCCUACAGCUCAUCUCUGCCCUGAAGCUCCAGACUGGGACCCAGCUGGUCCCCCUACAGCUCAUCUCUGCCCUGAAGCCCCAGACUGGGCCCCACUGGUCCCCCUACAGCUCAUCUCUGCCCUGAAGCCCCAGACUGGGCCCCACUGGUCCCCCUACAGCUAAUCUCUGCACUGAAGCCCCAGACUGGGCCCCACUGGUCCCCCUACAGCUCAUCUCUGCACUGAAGCCCCAGACUGGGCCCCACUGGUCCCCCUACAGCUCAUCUCUGCCCUGAAGCCCCAGACUGGGCUCCACUGGUCCCCCUACAGCUCAUCUCUGCACUGAAGCUCCAGACUGGGACUCAGCUGGUCCCCCUACAGCUCAUCUCUGCCCUGAAGCCCCAGACUGGGACCCAGCUGGUCCCCCUACAUCUCAUCUCUGCCCUGAAGCCCAAGACUGGGCCCCACUGGUCCCCCUACAGCUCAUCUCUGCACUGAAGCCCCAGACUGGGCCCCACUGGUCCCCCUACAGCUCAUCUCUGCCCUGAAGCCCCAGACUGGGCUCCACUGGUCCCCCUACAGCUCAUCUCUGCACUGAAGCUCCAGACUGGGACUCAGCUGGUCCCCCUACAGCUCAUCUCUGCCCUGAAGCCCCAGACUGGGACCCAGCUGGUCCCCCUACAGCUCAUCUCUGCCCUGAAGCUCCAGACUGGGCCCCACUGGUCCCCCUACAGCUCAUCUCUGUCCUGAAGCCCAAGACUGGGCCCCACUGGUCCCCCUACAGCUCAUCUCUGCCCUGAAGCCCCAGACUGGGACCCAGCUGGUCCCCCUACAGCUCAUCUCUGCCCUGAAGCUCCAGACUGGGCCCCACUGGUCCCCCUACAGCUCAUCUCUGUCCUGAAGCCCCAGACUGGGCCCCACUGGUCCCCCUACAGCUCAUCUCUGCCCUGAAGCCCCAGACUGGGCUCCACUGGUCCCCCUACAGCUCAUCUCUGCACUGAAGCUCCAGACUGGGACUCAGCUGGUCCCCCUACAGCUCAUCUCUGCCCUGAAGCCCCAGACUGGGACCCAGCUGGUCCCCCUACAGCUCAUCUCUGCCCUGAAGCUCCAGACUGGGCCCCACUGGUCCCCCUACAGCUCAUCUCUGUCCUGAAGCCCAAGACUGGGCCCCACUGGUCCCCCUACAGCUCAUCUCUGCCCUGAAGCCCAGACUGGGACCCAGCUGGUCCCCCUACAGCUCAUCUCUGCCCUGAAGCUCCAGACUGGGACCCAGCUGGUCCCCCUACAGCUCAUCUCUGACCUGAAGCCCCAGACUGGGCUCCACUGGUCCCCCUACAGCUCAUCUCUGCACUGAAGCUCCAGACUGGGACUCAGCUGGUCCCCCUACAGCUCAUCUCUGCCCUGAAGCCCCAGACUGGGACCCAGAUGGUCCCCCUACAGCUCAUCUCUGCCCUGAAGCUCCAGACUGGGCCCCACUGGUCCCCCUACAGCUCAUCUCUGUCCUGAAGCCCCAGACUGGGACCCAGCUGGUCCCCCUACAGCUCAUCUCUGCCCUGAAGCCCCAGACUGGGACCCAGCUGGUCCCCCUACAGCUCAUCUCUGCCCUGAAGCCCCAGACUGGGACCCAGCUGGUCCCCCUACAGCUCAUCUCUGCCCUGAAGCGCCAGACAUUCACAGAGGAGAUGAGACGGCAGCAGGCAGCCCUGAACACCUUCAUCAGGAAGAAGGCUACGCAACUGGACAUUAACACACUGGAGGAUAAACUACACACCUCUACAACAGGGUACAACACAGCACACACCUCUACAACAGGGUACUACACACCUCUACAACAGGGUACAACACAGCACACACCUCUACAACAGGGUACAACACAGCACACACCUCUACAACAGGGUACAACACACCUCUACAACAGGGUACAACACACCUCUACAACAGGGUACAACACACCUCUACAACAGGGUACAACACACCUCUACAACAGAGUACAACACAGCACACACCUCUGUUACAGGGUAAAACUCAACACACACCUCUACAACAGGGUACAACACCACACCUCUACCACAGGGUACAACACACCUCUACAACAGGGUACACCACACCUCUACAACAGGGUACAACACCACACCUCUACAACAGGGUACAACACAACACACACCUCUACCACAGGGUACAACACCACAGCUCUACAACAGGGUACAACACACACGGUACCAUCCAGACUGCUCAUAGUAUUUGUGUUCUUUUCUGUUUUGGUUCUGUAGCUGCUGCCAUGUUAUUAUAAUCCGUUUCUGUCCUUAUGUUCUUGUACACUUCACCGGCUCUCUGAACUGCAAACAAUCCCAAGAAGCAGAAGCCCUAUGGGAACAGAAUGACCCUCAUUUAGGUAAAUCUAUCUGUGUUCUGGUGUUGGAGGACGCCGUGGGAGAAUCUCAUUUACAUACUCCUCACGUCCUCUCUAUUUCUCUAAACCGAUUGGAGAAGGUCAGAGGGGAUGGACCUCUGGCUUUCUCAUCCAAUGGGCUUUGACGAGGCAAGGAGAGAGGAUGCCAGGAGUAUGUAAAUGAGAUUCUCCCAGUGUGCAAUUUGGGUGAGCUGCUGAGGAGCCUCCACAAGACCUCUGACCCCCAGCAGGCCAUAGGGAGUCACAGCAACCUGGGGUUACCUUGGAGACAGAACAGGAAUCUGGAUGUAAUCUGCCAACAGAAUGUCAAUAAAGAAUUACCCUGAAGGCCCAGAAUGUUAACCUGACGACUUCUUGACGACAGUACAAGAACUGAGCUGAAGAUCAAUGUUCGCGUCACCACCAUGGACGCUGAGCUGGAGUUCGCCGUCCUGCCCAGCACCACUGGCAAACAACUCUUCAACCAGAUAGUGAAAACCAUCGGGCUGAGAGAGACCUGGUUCUUUGGCCUACAGUACCAGGACAGCAAAGGCUUCUCUACCUGGCUCAAACUCAACAAGAGGGUGACAGCUCAGGAUGUACGCAGGGAGAACCCUCUGUUGAUAAAGUUCAGGGCCAAGUUCUACCCUGAAGAUGUAGCUGAGGAACUGAUCCAAGAGGCCACGCAACGACUUUUCUUCCUGCAGGUGAAGGAAGGCAUCCUGAAUGAUGAUAUCUACUGUCCUCCGGAGACGGCUGUGCUGUUGGCCUCCUACUCUGUUCAGACCAAACAUGGAGACUACAAGAAGGACUACCACUUCCCUGGUUACCUCAGCAGGGACAAGCUGCUUCCCCAGAGAGUUCUGGAGCAGCACAAGCUGAACAAGGAGCAGUGGGAGAAUAGAAUAAAGGUGUGGCAUGAGGAGCACAAGGGAGUGCUGAGGGAGGAUGCCAUGGUGGAGUAUCUGAAGAUAGCUCAGGAUCUAGAGAUGUAUGGAGUCAACUACUUCAGCAUCAAGAACAAGAAGGGUUCAGAGCUGUGGCUGGGGGUAGACGCUCUGGGCCUCAACAUAUACCAGAACACUGACAGGAUGACUCCUAAGAUCGGCUUCCCAUGGAGUGAGAUCAGAAACAUUUCCUUCAACGACAAGAAGUUUGUUAUAAAACCCAUGGACAAGAAAGCCCCGGAUUUUGUGUUCUACGCCCCUCGUCUGCGGAUCAACAAACGUAUCCUGGCGUUGUGCAUGGGGAACCAUGACCUGUACAUGAGGAGGAGGAAGCCAGACACCAUCGAGGUCCAGCAGAUGAAGGCCCAGGCCAGAGAGGAGAAGACUAAGAGACAGAUGGAUAAAGCUCUGCUUGAGAGCGAGAAGAAGAAGAGAGUGAAUGCGGAGAAGGAGACAGAGAAGAUCGCCAGAGAAACCAUGGAGCUGAUGGGCAGACUGAAACAGAUUGAGAAAGAGACCAAGAAAGCUCAGGAAGAGCUGGAGGAGCAGACUCGCAGGGCCCUGGAGCUGGAGAAGGAGAGGACGUUUGCCCAGGAGGAGGCAGAGCGUCUGGAGAAAGAGCGCAGAGCAGCGGAAGAGGCCAAGGCAUCCCUCCUACAGCAGUCAGAGAGCCAGAUGGAGAACCUGGCCACUGAACUGGCUGAUCUGACCUCUAACAUCUCCCUUCUGGAGGACGUAAAGAAGGAGAAGGACGACGAUACAAAGAGAUGGCAGAAAAGGACGGUCAUGGUGGAGGUUGAUUUGGAGCGGGCCAAAGAAGUUCUGAAGACUAAAGACAUCCAGGACUGUGUGCAGGGGGACCACGACGAGACCGACGAGAGCAGCGACGAGGCCAGCGCCGAGCUGACAUCACCAGGCAUGGUCAGAGACCGCAGCGAGGAGGAACGCAUGACGGAGGCUCAGAAGAACAAACGGCUACAGAAACACCUCAAGGUCCUGAGUACUGAGUUGGCCAGCGCUCGAGACGACAGUAAGAAUACUCCCAACGACCUGAUCCACGCGGAGAACGUUAAGGCCGGCCGGGACAAGUACAGGACCCUCCGUCAGAUACGACAGGGAAACACCAAGCAACGCAUCGACGAGUUUGAGUCCAUGUGAGAGAGAGAGAAUGAGUGAGUGAGAGAAUGAGUGAGUGAGAGAAUGAGUGAGUGAGAGAAUGAGAGAGAGAGAGAACAAGAGUCUGUACUGAAUCUAUGUAUUUGAAUGGAAGUCAUAUAGGCAGGUACAGUGUAAUUAUAACGUCAACAGGUACAGUGUAAUUGUAACGUCAACAGGUACAGUGUAAUUGUAACGUCAACAGGUACAGUGUAAUUGUAACGUCAACAGGUACAGUGUAAUUGUAACGUCAACAGGUACAGUGUAAUUGUAACGUCAACAGGUACAGUGUAAUUGUAACGUCAACAGGUACAGUGUAAUUGUAACGUCAACAGGUACAGUGUAAUUGUAACGUCAACAGGUACAGUGUAAUUAUAACGUCAACAGGUACAGUGUAAUUGUAACGUCAACAGGUACAGUGUAAUUGUAACGUCAACAGGUACAGUGUAAUUGUAACGUCAACAGGUACAGUGUAAUUAUAACGUCAACAGGUACAGUGUAAUUAUAACGUCAACAGGUAUAGUGUAAUUAUAACGUCAACAGGUACAGUGUAAUUAUAACGUCAACAGGUACAGUGUAAUUAUAACGUCAACAGGUACAGUGUAAUUAUAACGUCAACAGGUACAGUGUAAUUAUAACGUCAACAGGUACAGUGUAAUUAUAACGUCAACAGGUAGUGUAAUUAUAACGUCAACAGGUACAGUGUAAUUGUAACGUCAACAGGUACAGUGUAAUUAUAACGUCAACAGGUACAGUGUAAUUAUAACGUCAACAGGUACAGUGUAGUUGUAACGUCAACAGGUACAGUGUAAUUGUAACGUCAACAGGUACAGUGUAAUUAUAACGUCAACAGGUACAGUGUAAUUGUAACGUCAACAGGUACAGUGUAAUUAUAACGUUGACAGGUACAGUGUAAUUGUAACGUCAACAGGUACAGUGUAAUUGUAACGUCAACAGGUACAGUGUAAUUAUAACGUCAACAGGUACAGUGUAGUUGUAACGUCAACAGGUACAGUGUAAUUGUAACGUCAACAGGUACAGUGUAAUUAUAACGUCAACAGGUACAGUGUAAUUAUAACGUUGACAGGUACAGUGUAAUUGUAACGUCAACAGGUACAGUGUAAUUGUAACGUCAACAGGUACAGUGUAAUUAUAACGUCAACAGGUACAGUGUAAUUAUAACGUCAACAUUGCUUUAUUGACUUUGUAAGAACCCACUGCCUCUCCCCAGUAGUGUUUUGUCUACUGUGACUAAAGAUUGCCAUCUACUGGCUGUAACGUAUUACAUUUAUGUUUGCUAAAGUCAAAUUCCGUGGACUACAGACUGUAGGCUACUAGUUCAACAAUCAAAGUGAGUGAUGACAUUAUUACUACAUCAUUCCUGUUGCUUUUGGGUUUUGCAAUCUUGAAAUGCAUCUAUGCAAAAUAAUCCUUAGCUGAUACACUAUAAACCCCAUUUUUUUCUGUAUGCAUAGUUUAGUGAGAGGAACGGUUAGAGGUUAUUUACAAUAUUUACAGUGGAUGUCAUUUCACACAUAUAAAUGAGCAACACAUUGUGUUUUGCUAUGAGUCAAAUAAAUACCAUUAACCAACGUUGAA
Molecule: messenger RNA, 6850 nt
Organism: Oncorhynchus nerka (sockeye salmon)
Lineage: Eukaryota; Metazoa; Chordata; Actinopteri; Salmoniformes; Salmonidae
Product: moesin-like
Exons: 15
Coding region: 3575-5254 (559 amino acids)
Biological process (GO): positive regulation of early endosome to late endosome transport; regulation of organelle assembly; regulation of cell shape
Cellular component (GO): plasma membrane; apical part of cell; adherens junction
Molecular function (GO): cell adhesion molecule binding; actin binding
Source: RefSeq, a predicted model, not a curated record